ACCACAUGUGGUGGAGCCUAUCGACUUUGAGGGUUUUGUGGCCAAGAAUAAAAUGCUUAUACAAAAUGAUCCACAAAGGGAACUACUCAUCUAUCCCAAUGAUGAUGUCUCGGAAAUCGUUAUGCCUCGCAAACAGCGCACAAAUACCAAAUCAAUCAUUGAUCGUUUCGAACCGCCCAACGAGGCUAUCAUCUGUCCGUUGCACGCUGGUACAAAUGGCACCAGUAACGGCUCAAGUAGCACUUCAAUUUCCCGCCAGAGCAGUCAUACGAAUAGUCCGAAAUUUGCACAGCGCCAAAUGAGCAGUCAAUCGAAUACAAGUCUACAAAAUGGUAAUGGUAAUCUCUCGCGAAAAAGCUCACAAAGCUCGACUACUAAAAUACAGCUGUCUAUUAAGUCACCAACUUCCUCGCAUGACUCAUACGAAUCGGCGAUUUCCACAAUGGGUUCAAUGGCUGGCGGUCAUAUAACUUCCACAUCGCAUUCGUCUUCAUCGUCGACCCUAAAGUCCAGUAUACUCGCACAACCAGAAGAGGAUGAGGAUUUGGAUGGCUCAGAUGGUGGCACGAGUAGUAUUGGAAGCGGUGGUGGUGCUGGUGGCACACGCGCCGAAUGUACACGCUUUACACGUCAAGCGUUGUAUACAUAUCGCGCCAAGAAUCAUCUUAUACAUUACAAAUAUAGCGCCUAUGGUGGGACAUGCCAUGAUUUGCCCAGAAUAAAUCCACCCGAAGCGCUGAUCGAGGAGGUGUACGAAAUUGAUGCCGAUCAGGAUCGCAUUGACGAACAAAUGACACGAUCUCAAGCCGAUACGAUAACGAAACAGGGCUACUUACUAAAGGGUCCCGACUCAGGUUCGGAUCGUAUGUUUGUGAAUAUAGGGAACAAGUCAUUCAAGAGGAGGUACUGCUAUCUGCGUCAAGAGGUCGAUGGCACCUACAUUCUCGAAUUGCACAAAGAUGAGAAACAAGGCGAGGCUAAAGCCACUAUAGUCAUGGAUUUCUGCACCGAAGUUGUGCAGAACCCCAAACGCGGCCGCUUUUGCUUUGAACUCCGCAUGACUGCCGGCCAUAAGUCCUUCACGCUCGCCGCCGAAAAUGAGGAGGAGUUCAAAGACUGGCUGAGCAAAUUAUCGCUCGUGCUGCAACAGAACAAGAUCCAGGAGGACAAACGCGUCGCCUCGCUUGAACGCGCGCCACCACCUACCACCAGCACUGUUAUCUUCGGCACGCUGAAGGGACUCGAUCAAUCCAUGAAUCCUCAAUUGAUUAAGUAUGGACGAGAAACGGACAUUUCCAUUGCACAGGCGCGUCGCGAGCAUCGGCGGCGACUCUUCGCUUGCUAUCAAUCAAAUGGCAAGGCAACCGCCACCGACACUGUCGACCAAUUUCGCGAGCAAUUCGGCAAGCGCAUUUUUAUAGCCUGCAAGGGCUUGCGUUUUCGUCUACAAUGCGCUGGUGUCGACGGCUUCGAUGGCGAGAAUUUGUGUCAAGUAGAGCCAUACAUCACCAGCUUAGCGUUGUAUGAUGCGCGCGCCGGCCGCAAGCUAACCGAGUCCUUCUAUUUCAAUGUCAACGAUGAUAAUGUAAGCGAUAUGUUGCCAACAACGCCGGUGCCCAACUCUGUUGCCGCUUGUUGUGUGCCAUUGCGUCGCGCCGAUGAGAAGGAGGAUCGAACGCGCGCCCACGCUGGUGGUGGUGCUGCUGCCGCUGCUGGUGGUGGUAGCGUGCGCGUACAAAAUUCGCUGUUGGAGAAUCUAUCGGGAGAUUUGUUGCGCUGCACCAAGGAACAUUUUGCGCACUUGCGCCAAGCUAUAUUCUCAGUGACAGCGCCACAUCCGGACAUUUACUUAGUGUUGAAGGUGGAGAAGAUUUUGCAAGGUAGCAUAGUGCAGGCGGCUGAGCCGUAUUUGAAGACUGGACGCGAUCCAAAGAUCGCUUUAAAAUUGCACAAAACAGCGCGCAACUAUGCGCAAAAUAUUGGACACUAUCGUCAGCCGUUCGCUUGGGCGGCUAAGCCACUCUUUCGGCUGUACAGAAAUGAAUUGGAUACGGAGAACGAUACGUUCGAACUGACGACCAUCUAUAGGCAGGAAGCGAAUAAGCUGAAGGAUGAAGAGCUGCUGAAACUAUUGGCGGAAUAUCGAAAGCCAGAUAAGCUGAGCAAACUAACGAUUAUACCGGGUUAUAUGAGGCUAACUGUCGAGGAAGUGGAGAAGGUGCCAGGUUCCUUUACUAAGUCUUUAGUGCCGCUAGCUAACUUCACAUUUCCACCCAAACCGCCCACGCUCGAAUUGACCGAAUUCCAAAGCAAUAGCACGCGCGACACAUACCCAUACAUAACAUUCUGCAAUCAUUUAUUUGUCUAUCCGCAGUAUUUGCAAUUCGAUAGUCAGAAAUUAUUUUCGCGCGCACGCAACAUAACCGCUGUCGUGGAGUUGCGCGACUCAGAUGAAGAGGGUAGCAAACCGUUGAAGUGCAUUUACGGUCGACCUGGUCAUGAUUUCCUAGUCUCGCAAAUCGCUUGCCCUGUGCUGCAUCACAACACCACACCUGCAUGGUAUGAGGAAGUGAAAAUGCGUUUGCCAUUGGGUCUCUUCUCCGAGCACCAUUUGCUCUUCUCCUUCUAUCAUGUAUCGUGUAAUUUGGGCAAAAAACGUGAUGCCAAUGCCGCCUUCGAAACGCCCAUAGGAUAUGCUUGGCUGCCGUUGUUGCAGAAGGGUCGCAUCAAUUUGGAGGAGCAGGUCAUUGCGGUAGCGGCUACGCUGCCGGCGGGCUAUUUGUCGAUACAGCCUUUGGGGCUGGGCAAAGGGCAGAAUUGCGGUCCUGACAUACAAUGGAUCGACAAUCAGCGCCCACUUUUCAGCGUUGCCUUCCGCAUGGACUCUACUGUGCUGACAGCCGAUCAGCAUUUGCAUAAUUUUUUCGCACAUUGUGAGCGCCUGCUAGAGGGUGGAAAGACUACUGCGCUACCCGCUGAAUCGGAGACUUGCAAAAUACUUAAGGCAGCGCAUGCGAUCGACAUCAGCACGCUGAUAAAUUUUCUACCGACCGUGUUGAAUGAACUCUUCACGCUACUCGUACACACACAAUCCGAGGAGAUCGGCUUGAAUAUCAUACGUCUACUCAUCAAUAUGAUACACAUGCUGAUCGAGGAGGCCGGACGCAAGGAGCUACUCAGCGCCUAUGUUAAGUAUGUCUUUCAUGCGCCCUACUACAGCCAGAAGACGCCGCGCACGGUACACGGCGAAUUGUGCAAGCAUUUGCCGACAAUUUUGCAUCCGAACAACACCGAUUUUCUGAUCGUCAACAAAUUCAUGCAUUACUCUGGUAUUUUCUUCGAUUUGAUCAUCAAGAGCAUGGCGCAACACCUGUUAGAUACCGGCCGCAUACGUAUGCUGCGCAAUGAGCGCUUUCCUAAGGAGUACCCCGCGCGCGUGGAGAGUUUGAUCAAAGUGCUGACGCCCUAUCUGAUUUCGCGCUACAAGGAUCUGCCCGUCGAGACGCAGCAAUUGAAUAGAUCGUUAUCGCAAUUUGUGCGACGCUGCCUCAGUUACAUGGACCGCGGUUUCGUCUUCAAGCUAAUCAAGAAUUACAUGGAGCAAUUUGAGCUGGGCGAUCAGCGUACGCUGCAAGAGUUUAAAUUCGACUUUCUAGCCGAGAUUUGUCAGCACGAACAUUAUGUGCCACUAAAUUUGCCAUUCGUACUGAAUCCGAAGAAUCGUCCACCAGAAAUGAUGCUCCAUUUUACGCUCUCUCAGGAAUUCUGUAGGCAACACUUUCUUGCCGGUCUGCUGUUGCAGCAGCUGAAGCACAGCCUGAACGAGCCGACCUCUGUGCGACGUCACUCACUGCGUAUAUUUAAGAAUUUGCUUGCCAAGCAUGAACUCGACGACCGUUACCAGAAUCGUGGACAACUGUCGCGCAUCGCGCUGCUCUAUGUGCCCUGGCUGGGCAUUGUUAUGGAUAACGCGCAUCGCAUCGAUGAUCUCACGGGUGUGGCGACGCCCAAUGGGCACGUAUACGCCGACUCAGCCUCGUACACCCAGCGGUUAUCGUGCUCCAGCAGUUAUGUGUUUGGCAAGGACACCGUUUUGGCUUCGUCAACGUCGACGCCGCGCUCGAAAAACCGCAUGACUCUCCACAUCGAACAUCCCAGUCCGCUGCGCGCCUCCGUGUACGUCAGGGAUGCGCCACACGCUGCCGGCACUGCGCCACUGGCCAAUGGCAAUUCGGAGAGCUCACUGAACACGCUCAAUUCAGAUUCGCAAAACUCGCAAGACACGCCCACUUUGGGCGCUGUCACUAAUGGUCAUCACGUCACGGACCUCUCCGAGGUUGCCAUGCGUAACGGCCACAAUCGCUCCAUUAAUGUUAUGCACGGUUUGAAUAGCCUGCCGCGCUGUGACAAAUUCAACAUGGCGGAGAGUAAGGAUCUACUGCUCGGUUUCCUAUUUGUUGUCAAGCAUUUGGCGCAAGAUCAGAUGAUAGGCUGGUGGCAGAACUGCACCGAAACGGAGACACUCGCCUAUCUUAGCGUGCUCGACCUCUGCUUGGUGCAAUUUCGCUACGUUGGCAAGAAGCAUAUCAGCUUGGCUGAUGAUGGCAAGGAAGCGCGUUCGGCGCGCACGGCCAAGGCUAGUACAUUACCCGCGCGCAUGCAGCCACCGAGUGUGGAGCAAGCGUCUAACGGCAAUGGUACCACACAUGAGUCUGGCACGCUGACGCUUACGCAAAAUCGCGAAAGCCUCGUUGAGGAAACGGCGCGCAGUCAGCAGGCGCUAUAUGAGUCCAAUCUGGCAACGGAAAUCGGCAUGAUCAUAUUGGAUAGCCUCGGCUUGUAUGCGGUACACUUUCGCGAUAAGCUGUGCGAUAGCCUCGUACUGCCACAACUGGCGCGUGUCUAUCUGCGCUUCCUGCAGCUCGGCCAGUCGGAAAGGCUCUCAAAGCAUGUAUUUGCCGCCUUGCGCGCCUUCAUUAACAAUUUCUCACCCGCACUCUUCAAAGGCAAUGCCACGCUGUGCGGUCAAAUGGUUUACGAACUGUUGAAGGGUUGCGACAGUCGCCUCGUCGCCAUACGGCACGAGUCCUGCGCCGUGCUCUAUCUGCUGAUGCGCAGCAACUUUGAAUACACUGGCCGCAAGGGUUUGACACGUGUUCACCUACAAGUAAUCAUAUCCGUCUCGCAAAUGAUAGGCAAUGUGAUUGGGUUGAAUAAUGCCCGCUUUCAGGAGAGUCUAUCGAUGAUCAACAGCUAUGCCAAUAGCGACAAAGCAAUGAAAGGCACUGGCUUUCCGGUGGAGGUGAAAGAUCUGACGCGUCGCGUGCGCACCGUGCUCAUGGCUACCGCUCAAAUGCAGGCACAUCACAUGGAUCCCGAACGCCUACUCGAGCUGCAGUAUUCGCUGGCGAACUCGUAUGCUUCGACGCCAGAACUGCGCCACACCUGGCUCAUUACAAUGGCGCGUAAUCACGAGCAGAAUGGCAACAUAUCGGAGGCGGCGUGCUGCCAUAUGCACAUAGCGGCGCUAAUGUCGGAGUAUUUGCGCCUACGCGGCGGCUGCAACAUCAACUGGGGCGCUUCGGCAUUCACUAAAAUAUCACGUAAUAUACCACGCGAUGAGCAGGGCUUGAAGUUGGAUGCUGGCGCACAAGAUUCACAGUACACCGAGCAGAUGCUGUUGGAUCAGCUAAAGCAAUGCGCUGAUUUUCUCGAUCGCGGCGAACGUUUCGAGUGCUUGGGUGAUCUUUAUAAACUCAUAUUGCCGAUGUAUGAGCGCAAUCGGUCGUACAUUGAGCUGGCACAGUCGUAUGAGCAUCUAAUGCAGGCUUACAAUAAAAUCGUUGAGGUGAAUCGUUCGGGCAAACGCAUGCUGGGACGCUUCUAUCGCGUCGUGUUCUUCGGCAUGGUAUACUAUGAAGAUGAUCAUGCGGUUGAAUUUGUUUACAAGGAGCCAAAACUAACCUCACUCAGCGAGAUAUCCGAGCGUCUAUCAAAACAAUAUAAAGAAAAGUUCGGCGCCGAUGUGGUCAAGAUGAUAAUGGACUCAUCACCGGUGGAUCCCAACUCACUUGAUCCCAAAUUGGCCUACAUUCAAGUGACACAUGUCAUACCAUUUUUCAGCAAAGAGGAGCUAGAUCAGCGCCUAAAUGAAUUCGAACAAAAUCAUGAUGUUGACACAUUUAUGUACGAAACACCCUUUACAAAAUCUGGUACAGCGCGUGGCAGCGUGGAGGAGCAAUGGAAACGCAAAACGGUCAUUAAAACCGCCUACUCAUUCCCGUACGUACUCAAACGUAUACCAGUGAAAUCACGCGAAAUCAUCGAACUCAGUCCAAUUGAAGUGGCAAUCGAUGAAAUGCAAACCAAGGUUUCUGAGCUGGAAGAGGUUAUACUACCGCCAGCUGAUGUGAAGAAACUACAACUGCGACUGCAAGGCAGCGUAGCAGUUACCGUAAAUGCCGGACCACUUGCCUAUGCGCAAGCGUUUUUGGAUCCCAAAAUAGUGUGUAAUUUCUCAAUUGAUCGUGUUGAGGAUUUGAAGGAUAUUUUCAGAGACUUCGUUAAAGUUUGCAAUACGGCACUCCAGUUAAAUGCGCGCAUGAUUAGCAGCGAUCAGGCGGAAUAUCACACGGCACUCACCGAAAACUAUCGCAAACUUUGUCAGGCGCUCAGCGAGCUACUUGGUGAGCCGUUUCAGCCUUUGGAUGACAGUGUCACAAGCGGACAACGCAAUAGCAUGGCUUUGUUUAAUGCAAUCAGUGGCGCUUCGCAAAAUUCAAGUACUGCCUAAAAACGAAAAAACUAAUUACAAAGCAAGCAAAGAAUAAACUAAACAACGCACUCAUCCUAACACGCACAUACACACACACACACACGCACACACACACACACGCUCUGACAAAAAACACACUCAAUUUAAAUGAUGCGAAUUAGUAAACUAUAGAACAAAAAAGCAUAGCUACUUGACUAGAUUUUCGAUUUGAUUUUAAAUGACUAACUAUUAACCAAAGAAACGAAAGAAAAAAAAAAAAAACUAAAAAAAAAUUAAAAUUAUGUGGGUUGUAUAUGCGGCGAAAUGCUUAUGCGUGGUUUAUAAAAAAAAAACACACAUUUGUUUAAGUGGUGGGUGACUCUGGCUGGCUGGCAUUUUUCAGACUUUACCCUCUUACCACUGGUGAUUGAUUGAUUGAUUGGAUUUAUGAGGCGUUUAACAGAAUACUUUGAUGCGCUAGUACUUACACUGUGGGUUUCGGGAACCGCUUUUAAUGGUUUUGGUUAUGCAGUGUAUUAAGUAAUAAUCACAACAACACAGCCACAUAAAAAAAAAAAAAACAAAAAAUUUUCGAAUACACCUUCAUCCAUGCAACUAGUAGACGAAAAAGUCGUAUUAAUUGGUAAUAAUUUGAAUAGACAAGAAAAAAACAAGAAAAUUACGCACAUAUUAAUUGGAUACAUACCACAAUAGUCAGCUUAACAACAACAACAACAAC
This is a messenger RNA of Rhagoletis zephyria (snowberry fruit fly), 7493 nucleotides long. RefSeq names its product dedicator of cytokinesis protein Ziz (gene Ziz). NCBI's taxonomy places the organism in Eukaryota, Metazoa, Arthropoda, Insecta, Diptera, Tephritidae. Gene Ontology annotation, molecular function: guanyl-nucleotide exchange factor activity. Gene Ontology annotation, biological process: small GTPase-mediated signal transduction; positive regulation of GTPase activity. The record is from RefSeq and is a predicted model, not a curated record.